AUGCCUGCUACAGCCGCCUCAUAUUCAACUAUUCAAACCGUACAUUCCGAAUAUACCAAUCCGCCGAAGCCUCGAAACACGGAUAACAUUCGUCGGUACUGUGAGUCGCCGACAUGGACAGAACCGUAUUGUCUUAAGACGGGCGUGGAAGACCAAGGCGCACGGGAGAGGAGACUUGGCGAGGCGAUUCGGGGAGUCGAAGAGGUGUUGCGGGGGUAUGAUAUGGACUUUGUCGAGUCUGGAUAA
Messenger RNA from Aspergillus tanneri, 246 nucleotides. RefSeq lists its product as uncharacterized. NCBI's taxonomy places the organism in Eukaryota, Fungi, Ascomycota, Eurotiomycetes, Eurotiales, Aspergillaceae. The record is from RefSeq and is a predicted model, not a curated record. The transcript is spliced from 2 exons. The coding region runs from base 1 to 246 and encodes 81 amino acids.